CUUUGGCCAAAUAAUGCGGAGUCUUGCAAAGUCUUCGACAAAGAAUGGUAGUGCUUGAGAACGUUUGCCGACUAGUUGGGUCAGCCCUAUGGAACUCAACACUAGUGCUGAUAAUUAUAGCCAGCAUGUGCAUGGACCCCCGAUUGAGCGCAGCCCCAAAAAUCAGUGCAGAGGCUGCAAGUUUAACGGAUGAGUGCCAAGUGACGCCAGUAAUUCACGUUUUGCAAUAUCCCGGUUGUGUUCCCAAGCCCAUUCCCAGUUUUGCGUGCACUGGCAGAUGCGCCUCGUACAUUCAAGUGUCCGGGAGCAAAAUCUGGCAAAUGGAGCGCUCCUGUAUGUGUUGCCAGGAGUCCGGAGAACGGGAGGCUUCAGUGUCGCUCUUUUGCCCCAAAGCCAAACCAGGCGAAAGGAAGUUUAUUAAGGUUACAACAAAAGCCCCACUUGACUGCAUGUGCCGUCCAUGCACAGGGAUUGAAGAGAGCGCAAUUAUUCCGCAAGAAAUCGCCGGUUACACUGACGAAGGACCCCUUUCGGGCCACUUUAUGCGCUCCCAUGUCCAGUAGGGUUUUUUAUGUAGAAAAUUACUGAUAAUUUUAGUUGACUUUUUAAAUAAUUAUAUAAUUAGAAUUCGAAGGAUUUUCGCUGGUUGUUUCCAAUUGCCAAUAGACAAAAACAUUAAUUAGACCCA
Dendroctonus ponderosae (mountain pine beetle) is the source of this 688-nucleotide messenger RNA. It is a transcript of the gene Burs, whose product is annotated as bursicon. Gene Ontology annotation, molecular function: BMP binding; receptor ligand activity. Lineage: Eukaryota; Metazoa; Arthropoda; Insecta; Coleoptera; Curculionidae. The transcript has 4 exons. Bases 45 to 563 code for a protein of 172 amino acids. Gene Ontology annotation, biological process: animal organ morphogenesis. The record is from RefSeq and is a predicted model, not a curated record.